Molecule: messenger RNA, 531 nt
Organism: Caenorhabditis remanei
Lineage: Eukaryota; Metazoa; Nematoda; Chromadorea; Rhabditida; Rhabditidae
Exons: 4
Coding region: 1-531 (176 amino acids)
Source: RefSeq, a predicted model, not a curated record
AUGUCAGAAGUGUUCACGGAAGAACGGUAUAUCCGGGAUAUCGCCACGUUUGCGAAUAGUUCGAAAGGAGAUGUGUGGACAUUGAACAAAACUCCCUUCGGAAUCACGGCGAAACAGUCUGCAAUAUGUCGUUUCGACGAUCAAAUCAUCAAUCGACAAGCUCAAUUUCAGUACAAUCGGAAGUUGGCCAGAUUGGAAUUGUGGUUCAUGUUCUAUUGUAGGAACAGCGGCCGUCCUCUCCGAAUUCGCGAGAUUGCCGAAAUACUAGGCACGAAGCCAGAGGAAAACGACGCUAUUGUGAUCGAGUUGUCCACACAUCCGACACUACGAAUUCCCUACUACAAGUUGUACAAGAAUCCGGAUGAUUCUGGAGAUGCGAUUGGAAUCGUGCCGCCGGGAGAGAAUUAUGUGGAGAGAUGGAUCUCCGCAUUUGGUGCCGAAGCAGGUCUGGCACCCAACCUUCCCAAAGGAUCGUACUCCGAAUGCAACUCUUCUUGCAAUCAAUCCACCACAAGCACCGAGGAUUCUUAG